GAAGAGGUGAGGUGGCAGAGGGAGGAAGAGAGCAUAAGAUGUUUUUUAGUGCUGAAGAACUACUCAUUGAGUCUCAUUUUGUUAGUCAGCCUCACUGUCCUGCAUGAUCUUACCUGGACUCUUUCCAGCAAUCUCUUCUUUUCAUUCACCUGUUCAAUCCUUGCUACUAUGCUGUCUGUCUGGCUUGUCUUGGUUUCCUGCAUGGAUUUUCUCCUGUACUCUUCUGCAGAGGAGGGUCUGGAGUUUCCCAGUUUCGAUGGCAAGGACAGAGUUCUUAAUGUCAAUGAGAGAAACUAUAAGAAGGCAUUAAAGAAGUAUGACAUGAUGUGUUUGCUGUUUCACGAACCCCUGCCUUCAGAAAAGGAUCUCCAGCAGCAGUUUCACAUGAGGGAGAUGGUUCUGGAGCUUGCUGCUCAAGUUCUGGAAGACAAGGAUAUUGGUUUUGGAUUGCUAGACUCACAUAAAGAUGCUAAGGUUGCCAAAAAGCUUGGUCUGGAGGAGGAAGGAAGCAUCUAUGUGUUUAAGGAUGAAAGAGUGAUUGAGUUUGAUGGCGAGCUCUCUGCAGAUACACUGGUUGAAUUCCUGCUAGAUCUGCUGGAGGACCCAGUGGAGUUGAUCAGUAAUCCCAUGGAACAACGUGCCUUUGAGCGAAUGGAUGAAGACAUACGCCUUAUCGGCUACUUUAAGGGCGAAAACUCUGAACAGGCCAGCUGCAGCUCACCCUCAGCGAUGGGAGUGUGGGUCUGGUUCCACUCCAUGCCCUCGAACUCCAUGAGCAUGCCCACUGGAACACACAGUGUUGCUGGCUCAUGCACCUGGUCAGACUGGGGGAUCCACAUUGGAGAAGGACCCAGUUCACAUAUUCCACAAACGUCUCUUGAGGAGCAUUUCCAGGCUGACAGUGUGUGGUUGAACAUGCCUAAUGAUGAAGCUUUACCAUCAGCGGAGGAGCUGGAGGACUGGAUAGAGGAUGUUCUCUCUGGAAAGGUCAACACUGAGGAUGAUGAUGAUGAUGAUGACGACGACGACGAUGAUAUCGAUGAUGAUAGUAGUGAUGAAGACCAUUAUGGUGAUAAUGAUGAUGAUGAUGAUUAAGUGGUAUAUAGAAAAACUAUAACCACUGCAGAUUGUAUUGAUUCUGUUUAUGAGACUGAUGGUUUAUUAAUUACAGAGUUGACUCGAUUUAUUAUAGAACUGUCUGCAUUGCCAGCAAGAGACAUUUGAUAAUGCAAAACGUAAAAACAGAUAAUGACAUAUUAUAAUUCUGGUGCUGCUUAUUCAUUUGGAACUGUACAUGGCUACAAGAAAUAGGGUGUUCUGUAGUAUAACUUGUGAAUUUUAUGGGACAUUUAAGAUGUAUCAACAUGUUCAAUAAAGAACACAAAAUACU
Molecule: messenger RNA, 1390 nt
Organism: Sinocyclocheilus grahami
Lineage: Eukaryota; Metazoa; Chordata; Actinopteri; Cypriniformes; Cyprinidae
Product: calsequestrin-2-like
Exons: 7
Coding region: 169-1095 (308 amino acids)
Biological process (GO): regulation of cardiac muscle contraction by regulation of the release of sequestered calcium ion
Cellular component (GO): Z disc; sarcoplasmic reticulum lumen
Molecular function (GO): calcium ion binding
Source: RefSeq, a predicted model, not a curated record